AUGUCAACCACAACCACAACUACAACGGCAGUAAAAAAUGAAAAACUUUCUUCAAUGGACGGACAACUCAACAAUUUCAAGAAGAUGCAUUUAAAGCCGGUGAGGUUUCUUGUAUCUUCGAAAAUUACAAAACUCAUAAAUCCAUUUUUUUUAAAUCGUUCAUCAAAGACGAUUCUAACUAUAAAAAUUUUUCACAAAAAAAUGGCUUUACUUCUAUUCAAACUUUUUUUAGAGAAAAUUCAAUUUUUUUCAAUUAAAAAUUUCCAGAUUUCUGGACUUGAAUGGUUCUAUCUACAGUACAUUCUGGUAACAGGUCUCUACAUGCUGGAGCCUUGGGAAAGAAAACUAUUCAACUCCGUACUUGGAUUCUUCGUUUCAUUAUUUAUCGCCUCUCUAUAUUAUUUAUAUCACUAA
This is a messenger RNA of Caenorhabditis auriculariae, 414 nucleotides long. Lineage: Eukaryota; Metazoa; Nematoda; Chromadorea; Rhabditida; Rhabditidae. The record is from the annotation of a GenBank genome assembly.